GUUGCACGCGGAAGCUGCGCGCGUCUUCACAGCCGCGGUUUCCCAGCUCGCGUGCAGGUAACGGAAGGUUUAUACACACAGACAGAAAAAGCUGUUGGUUUGUCCAGUUUGAAAUCAUUACAACGCAAAACUAUCACUUGUUCGUCAAAUGAUAUAACCUGGCAUAGUUACGUUUCAUUUUACCAGGCAGUUGAACUGAUCGUGACCACAACGCAUGCAGUCUUUUGAGUGUAUCUGUGAUCAUUUUAAACCAGUGGUCUCGGACUCGGUCCCUAGAGGUUUAGCUCCAAAUCACACCUGCUUUCUGGUUUUAGUGAUCCUGAAGACCUUGAUCAGCUGGAUCGGAUAGGUCUGUAGCAAAACCGCAGAGCUGUGACCCUCCAGGAAGUGAGUUUGAGACCAGUGUGCACAAAAUAAAACCUUGUUUAUUUCACACACACUGUGUGUGGUCUGUAUUUAGCUUAAUUACGUUUAGUAUGGCUUCCCAUGGAAAGCAGUGCACCUGUGAUGCCCAUCGCUCAACGCCAAGUGUUUAUCAAACUCUAGAGGAGAUGGACUUUGAGAGAGGUAUAUGGUCAGCUGCGAUGGACGGAGAUGUGGAGAGAGUCAGGACACUCAUUAAAAAAGGGAUUGAUCCGAAUAUAAGGGACCAGGCAAACUACACGGCUUUGCAUUACGCUAGUCGAGCGGGUCACCUGUCGGCGUGCGAGUUGCUCCUGGACUGUGGAGCUUGUGUGAACGUCCAGACCCGCGGAGGAGCAACCCCGCUUCACAGAGCGGCUUACUGCGGACACCGCGGCGUGCUCGCCUUGCUGCUGGACCGCGGGUCUGAUCCACAUCUGACCGACGACGAUGGAUCCACAGCCCUCCACAAGGCUGCUGAACGGAGGCAUCCGGCGCUUUGCGAGCUGCUGGCGAACCGCUUCCCGGACUUGAGAGCUGUGAAGAACAAAAGAUCGCACACGCCUUUCGAUCUCUGUCCGGAGAAUGACGGAGUUUGGGAGUUCCUGAGACCGCAGUGACCUGAUCCCGCGGCCCUUCUCGCGAAAGAAGGUGAACUUUCAAAAGCUGUGCCUUGUAAAUCAGUGCCUGUUGGAUGGAAAGAGGCAUAGUCGCCCAGGUUAGUCUUGACGGUCACUUUCCUCAAUAGUCAAUCUACUGCUACUAAAUUCGAUCAGAUCGGCGAAAAGGCAUGAUGCUAACACCUGUCAUUUUUACAGGAAGUGACCAGGGCUGGACAACCUUACCUCGUCCGAUAUGCAGACUUCUUGUAUUUUAGCAGCCAUCUUAAAUCAGCCAGAUACGUUAUUAAAUGCAUCCAGGCAUUCAAAAUGUUUGAAUUGUCAUGAUUAUUUUAGUUUUUGAGGUAUUAGUAUUUUAUUUUUGUUUAAUUUUAUUUAUUUGCGGUUGGCUUAAUAUUGCCCAGUUAUGUGAACCAAAAGGUUUCCAGCAGUGGUGUGCACAGACCUAAUUAUUAGCCUGCUUCAGAUUGUUUCUCGCUGGAAUCAUUUACAUGACACACGUAUUUACAUGUUUUUAUUUUCAAAAUAUUAAAAGGGAUGUAAUGUGGAAGUUAUUACAAAAAAGGAAAUAAAAUAUUUGGUAAU
Molecule: messenger RNA, 1607 nt
Organism: Puntigrus tetrazona (Sumatra barb)
Lineage: Eukaryota; Metazoa; Chordata; Actinopteri; Cypriniformes; Cyprinidae
Gene: ankrd39
Product: ankyrin repeat domain 39
Exons: 4
Coding region: 477-1022 (181 amino acids)
Molecular function (GO): protein binding
Source: RefSeq, a predicted model, not a curated record